GUUGCACUCAGAUAACAUUGUAGCUUUCCCUCCGGGUUGUGCAAUAUAGCUCACUGCCUGCCUGGCUCUCUCUAUUAAUUUAUUUUUUUUUAAUUGUAUCCAGGAAAAAAAAAGAGGGGGGGAGAGAGUGGAAGAAAUCAAAAUAAGACAGCCCAGUGAGAUUGCAACACACAGUUGCCAAAGGGGAAGAACUUUAGCUAAGAGAGACUGAGAUUGUAUCUUGGUUGCAUUUUUUUUUGGAAGGUCCCCCCCUUCUUUUAUUGGAGGGGGUUUAUUAUUCUUUUUAGGAGGCCAUUAAGUUGCCCUACAAAAGCCUCCUUUCUUACGCACCCUUUUUCUCGGCGAUCUGCUGGUUUGGGAGGGGGGAGCGCAGAAGGAGGAAAAGAGGCAAAUAAAAACAAAGUUUGACUGACAGCACUUGUGUACUAAUUGCCUGAUAACAAGACCGAAGAUGCAGUGACCCGGCACACAGGCUUUUUGACCCUCACAAAAUUCUGACGCUGUUGGACUGACACGGACGAAGCAGGAUAUCAUGAACUGAAGAAGAGACACCAGACUUUUUUUGUUUUUUUGUUUUUGUAAUUUUCUAUCUUUUUUUUUUUUUAAGAGAGAACUUUUAAUGACAGCGCUUUGAAAAACAAGGGUUUCCUUUUUUAAUUUUUGGAAAUUUAAAGAAAACAUUCUCCUCGUACCGUGAGGAUCUUUGCAGAACAUGGGGAGGAAAAAGAUCCAGAUCCAGAGGAUCACGGAUGAAAGGAACCGUCAGGUGACGUUCACCAAACGGAAGUUUGGGUUGAUGAAGAAAGCCUACGAACUCAGCGUCCUGUGUGACUGCGAGAUUGCCCUGAUCAUUUUCAACCAUUCGAACAAACUGUUCCAGUACGCCAGCACUGACAUGGACAAGGUUCUUCUGAAGUAUACGGAGUACAACGAACCCCAUGAGAGCCGGACCAACGCAGAUAUCAUUGAGACAUUGAGAAAGAAAGGUUUUAACGGCUGUGACAGCCCAGAACCCGAUGGCGACGACUCCAUUGACCAGAGCCCGCUGAUGGAGGACAAAUACCGCAAAUCCAGCGAGGAUCUUGAUAUUCUGUUCAAGCGCUACGGCGCGCUGAACAAGAAGCAUAGAGAGUGUGAAAGCCCCGACGGGGAUGACGUCUUUACAUUGACGCCUCAGACGGAAGAGAAAUAUAAAAAGAUUGAUGAGGAGUUUGAUAAAAUGAUGCAGACUUACAGGCUCGCAUCUGCAGUUCCAGCUCCCAACUUUGCCAUGCCCGUGACGGUUCCAGUGACCAACCAGAACACGCUGCAGUUCAGCAACCCCGGAGGCUCCUUAGUGACUCAGUCUCUGGUGACCUCUUCAUUAACUGACCCACGGCUCCUGUCACCGCAGCAACCGGCCCUCCAGCGGAACACCGUUUCCCCAGGCCUGCCACAGCGGCCAGCCAGUGCUGGGGCAAUGCUCGGAGGAGACUUGAAUAACACAAACGGCGCCUGCCCAAGCCCCGUGGGGAAUGGCUAUGUCAGUGCCAGAGCUUCCCCUGGCCUCCUCCCUGUGUCCAACGGUAACAGCAUGGGCAAGGUCAUCCCUGCGAAGUCACCACCUCCGCCGCCGCCGCCCUCCCACGGCGGCCAGCUGACCGCCAACAACCGCAAACCAGACUUGCGCGUCAUCACUUCACAGAGCGGGAAGGGACUCAUGCAUCAUUUGAACACUCAGCGGCUUGUCGUGUCUCAAGCAACACAUUCUUUGACCACACCAGUCGUUUCUGUGGCUACUCCGAGUCUCCUGACACAGGGCUUGCCCUUCUCGGCUAUGCCUACGGCAUACAACACAGACUAUCAGCUGACCAGCGCAGAUCUGUCGUCCCUCCCAGCUUUCAGCUCACCGGGAGGAUUGUCUCUUGGCAACAUCUCUGCUUGGCAACAGCAGCAGCAGCAGCAACAACAGCAGCAGCAGCAGCAGCAGCAGCAGCAGCAUCUUGUUCCCGUAUCGCUAAGUAACCUAAUACAAGGAAGUCACUUGUCUCAUGCCACCACAUUGACCGUCAACACCAACCCAAACAUCAGUAUCAAGUCGGAGCCUGUUUCGCCCAACCGGGAACGCAACACGGCCACGCCGCUCUCCUCCUUUCCUCACCAGGCCCGCCACGAGCCCACGGGACGUUCGCCUGUCGACAGCCUCAGCAGCAACGCCAGCUCCUAUGAGGGCAACGAGCGGGAAGACCAGUCCCGGGCCGACUUUGGCUCCUCUCUCGGCCUCUUGAGACCCACCACCGAGGCCGAGGGGGAGAACCAGUCCGUAAAGCGCAUGCGCCUGGACGCUUGGGUAACAUAACUGCCUCCCCCUGCGCCCCAGCUCCCUCUUCCCCCAGGGCUGCUUUUGGCUCUCACGUUAUAUUGUGUGCGUGGGGGAGGAGGGAGCGGGAGUCGGGGAAAAUGAGGAGGGGGGUUGGGAGGGGGAGGCACAGGGAGGCGUGGGUGGGGGUGGGAAGGGGGCUUAUUAUAAACUGCCUGAGAAAUAGCUUUAGGAUUUUGUAGGCGUCCGUUCUAGCGCAGCAGGUGACAUUAUGCAGUACAAAGAGACUCCGGAGGAUCGUCCGGGUGUCCCUAAAAAUCGGAUAUAAAUCCCUCACCGGUAACCAGACUCUCAAAGGCACUGGGCCCUGUUUGACACACUGGCUCACACUGGCCCUGUGCUAGCCCGAAACCAAUAAGAUAAAAACUUCUAGCAUGGAAGGGAGAAGGGGAUUGGGGGUGGCAGACGGACUGCAGUGGCGGCUGGGGGAGGGUGUUGCACAGAGAAAGGGGGGUUAGGUGAGAGACUUGACUAGAACAUGCCAGUUAUACAGUUAGUCCUAAUGUUGCAAGAAGAGUGCCUUUGGAUGUCAGAGUGGUUUAAAAGAACCGGAAGGGAGUUUUUCUCCAGAGGCUUUUUUGGGGUGGGUGGGACUAUGCCAGGGCUGCCUCCAGAUCGGGGAGCUCAUGUAGCACUGCUUUAAG
Molecule: messenger RNA, 3003 nt
Organism: Sphaerodactylus townsendi
Lineage: Eukaryota; Metazoa; Chordata; Lepidosauria; Squamata; Sphaerodactylidae
Gene: MEF2D
Product: myocyte enhancer factor 2D
Exons: 12
Coding region: 713-2338 (541 amino acids)
Biological process (GO): positive regulation of transcription by RNA polymerase II; cell differentiation
Molecular function (GO): RNA polymerase II cis-regulatory region sequence-specific DNA binding; histone deacetylase binding; protein dimerization activity
Source: RefSeq, a predicted model, not a curated record